This is a messenger RNA of Cyclocybe aegerita, 3102 nucleotides long. Lineage: Eukaryota; Fungi; Basidiomycota; Agaricomycetes; Agaricales; Hemipholiotaceae. The record is from the annotation of a GenBank genome assembly.
AUGGACAACCUUCCAACGACUCCAUCUGCAGUACCUGCACAAGGUGCAACAAAAGAGCAACUCGAAAAUUUGGCCGUCGUCCUUGGCCCUAUGAACCAACAAGAUUUGGACGACAUGCUUCGCGACUCGCCUCCAGACGAUAGCCCAGAGGUCAUUAACCGUCGAUACCAGCCCCUCACCCUUGGUGACAUUUUCUCUGCCAAUGACCGCCCCAUGCUGCCUUCUCAGUCUCCUUCACCGUCUUCCCCUGCUGGGAAUCUGGGUGGCAUCCCUGAUGACCCAAACGACGAUGACUCUCCAGAUAGUGUGGCAAAACUUCUCUUCCAUACACCAAACACAGUUGGCCGAAUACCUAGGCACAUCACCGACAUUCUCAACAAGGCCUUUGAACAGGCCGACAACAUCUUUUCAGAGGCAGCCCAAAAAACUGGCCUCACAGCGGAUCGUGUUGUUACAUUGUGGGGCCGGCGGAAGCACACCACGCCCAAGGUCAAGACCCACUAUUGGAACGUCUAUGAGAAGUACUUUGCCCAGCAUAUGGUGGAAGAACGAAAUCGUCUUGGCAAUCCUGAGGCAACCUGUCGCGAAUGCUAUACCAGUUUCUGUGCCCAACCCAACUGGAAGGAACGUCUCGAUAUUUUUGCUGACCUCGCGCUGCUUGACAAGCAGGAGAUCCAAGGAGAUCGCCGUCGUGCUUUCCACAAGUACAUAGAUCGGGUGAACUCUUUGAUUCAAGACGGUUCUCGUCUGAAUUUUGAAACCUUGUUCCUCUCAAUAGGGAACUGUAUCAAUGAAGACAAUAACAUCGUUAAGGUUCAAUACUCCUCUCGCGUGGAAGGCUUCUUUCGCAGUAUUCGCAUGUCAGAGAACCAGUUUAUUGCCCUUUUGAAAUCACAUGUCUUCUCUCGCGUCGCCACUGAAUAUCUUGAUCGGCACGACCUAUUGCAAGAACAAAUUCCUGCCGGCGAUGUGGCGAUGGCCAAAGACAAACCUGCUGUUGUUGCAGAAGGAUCAGCACUGGUAGAAGACGUUAGCGGUGCUGCCCCCGAAGAGCAUGCUCAGGAUGGGAAAGGUGGCACAACAACAGCGAACCUGCGUAGGCAUUUUGUCUCUAUAUUUGAGGCCGUCGGUGGUGGCCUUCCAGGAGUUCACUUUUCUUGGUCAGGACUUCUGCGGACAGCAGCCAACCAGGGAUUUGCUUUCAAAUACUGGCCUCCUGUUGUUCGCUUUCCUGGAGAGGGAGUGGAACCUGGUCAAAAGAAGACUGGUGUCAAGGCUAUUGGGGCAUUGGAAACUAAAGCGCUGUUAAAAGCCUUUGAGUCGAAGGGCACCGCUCCAUAUCUUGUAAAAGUUGACCGAGAUGCUGUACUCAAAAGUCGAAUUCCUGUUAUUGAAGAAGCACCUCCACCCCUCGACUCGAUACACUCUCAUGCCCGUGUCCAAUAUCUCAAUGGAACAGUUAAGCGGAUAGGACUAUCCAAGGCUUCCGUACCUACACCUAGGCCCCCGAACCUGAAGCCCACACCAGCAACAACCCAGGCUCGCACUGUUGCUGCUAGCGGAAGCAGACCCAACACCCGAUCCAUCACCAAAAACAACGAGACGGACGCGACUCGGACCAACGAGGCAGAGGCGAAUCAGACCAAGUUCAACGAGACAGACACAACACGGACAGACACCACUCGGACCAACGAGAAGGACAAGAACCAGGGUGUCGAUCCCCUUGAUCCAUACAACGAUCUGUACGCAACCGAGUCAGAUGACGAAUCAAAAAUUAAGAAGUCAGUCAAGAAGGCUGGCAAGCAGCUGUUGAGACCCACCGCUGUCAUUACCUCGACAACCGACGAGAAGGACAAGAACCAGGGUGUCGAUCCCCUCGAUCCAUACAACGAUCUGUACGCAACCGAGUCAGAUGAUGAAUCAAAAAUUAAGAAGGCAGUCAAGAAGGCUGGCAAGCAGCCGUUAAGACCCACCGCUGUCAUUACCUCGACAACCUCCCAGGUGGCCAAUGGCUUCUCCAAGGCGGACGGCCCAUCAGCUUCUCGUGCCGCCUCUCAGGCUGCUGCUCCAUCCUUGCCGUCCCUGCUCCCCCCUCAGCCCAUUUCAAACACAUCUGGGUCAGGAAAAGAAGAGGCAAGAUCAGCGGUCCCAAGGCCCCGUGCUCAGCCUCUGUUGCCGUCGAUUGACCCAAAUUUUCCCUUGGUUCCUUCAACCCAUAACCAAGGCCUGGCAACCCCGAAGGCCAAGACGCCCUACCGUGGAUUUUCGCCUAUCAACCACGCGGCUCUAGUUGAGGCCUGCCAUCCCACAAUCAAGUCGGAAGGACCUGAUCUCAGGAAUUACACAGCAGAUGAGGUUUCGGCUUACAUUGCAUCCUCUGUUGGGACCUCGUCACAAGCGAUACUUCCCUCUAAACGGUCUGUUGACUUUGUCGAGCAGCCGCAGACUGCCACAACACCGCCGAAGAAAAGGAAGGAAACCACUCCCUCAGCUCCUCCAUCCCAAAUACGGCCUGCGAGUAUUCAUCCACUACCAACAGCAGCACCUCCUCAGACCCUUCCAAGCUCGUCAGUCGGCUCAAGUGAAAUGUCCUUCAGCCGGCCAUCUCAAUCGGAGGGCGGUCAACUCCACGUACUGCCAAUGGCUUAUGAACGGCAGCCUACCCUGCAUGCACCGUACAAGCAAGAGGCGUAUCCGGUCACCCUUCCUGCGUCCUACCAAGAAGGUCCUCACCAGCCACCUGCUGAACAUUACCAAAUGCCGUCUCAUCCUCCGCCGCCUAUGCAUCACGACUACGGCUAUGCACCGUAUGCGCCGUAUGGAUACCCUCCGCACACGAGAGGCAUGCCGAUGCAUGGAUACCAUGGUGCACCCUCUGGCCCCCCUCAACCCUUGCACUACCCCAACACUGCGUAUCACCCUCAGCCAGAAUCAUACUAUCCACCCCACCCAGCAACAUACGGGCAUGCACCACCCCAUUACCCCCACCGUCCCCCCCAGCCUGAAUAUGCUCGAAUGCGGCCUGUAUCUCAUGAUGGCCCACCGGUGGCUGGGAACAUACCGUCGCGAGACCCUUCUACUGGCCCCCAUGCAGGCCAGUAA